Molecule: messenger RNA, 1580 nt
Organism: Bactrocera tryoni
Lineage: Eukaryota; Metazoa; Arthropoda; Insecta; Diptera; Tephritidae
Gene: DIP1
Exons: 5
Coding region: 196-1407 (403 amino acids)
Source: RefSeq, a predicted model, not a curated record
AAAAUAAAAUAAAGAGGAAUCGGAAAGAAUACUCAUUUCUUUUCGUUGUGCGUAGAGUUUCGAAGAAAAUUGCCUUCAUUGAUUUUUUGAGUUACAUCGUGGUUAUUUCGGUGAUUUUGUACUUCCAUAGUGAAAUUACAAAAAUAUAAAAAUACAUUUGAUAGUGUCAGAAUAACAAAAACACUAGUUGAAAAUAUGAAUCGGUCACGUCGGCCACCCCAAAAGAGGAAUUUUGUUUCUGGCGGAAUAUAUGAUCCGCGACAAUCAUAUAUUGAUCAACAAGGAAAUCAAGGCUCACCAUAUCAAAGACGCCAAAAUCAAAAUUAUGACAAUAAAACUAACCGGAAUGAAAAAACGCAACAAGAGCAGCAAGAAAAUAAGGCACAAGAGCAGCAGAGAUAUGAGAAUACACAACCGCCGCCAUUAGAGCCACCCCCACAACCACCACAAAUGGAAGAAGAUCCAGCAGAAGAAGAAGAAGAUGUCAAAGUGGAAGAUUCUGGCUUAUACGAUGAAAGUGGAAAAUUGCAGUACAAAAAUAUUUUCCGUACGCGCAAGAAGUCUUCCGUGCGUGCCAAGGAGAAGAAAAUACGUCAAAAUCGUCAACUGCGCAAAACAUUAAUUCCCAAGAAUGCUUUGAUGGUUCUGAAUGAGGUCGUUGGCUUGACAAUUAGCGAAUUUACUAUUACCACUGCUUCAGGUGGUGGAUUUGUAGCUGUUGUUACGGUUAAUGAUAAACAAUAUGAAGGCAAAGGUCAUUCUAAGAUAGCUGCUAAAAAUAGUGCCAGCGAGAAAGCAUUACGCGAUUAUGUGUUGGAGAAAAUGCGUGAAAAGCCACGAUUGCGUAAGAGCUCAGUUAAUAAUGAUGAGUCUGUGGAAAUGGCCGUUGAUGCUCCCAAUGAAACUGUCAGCGAGAAUGGAGAAGAUGGACAGCAGGAUAAUUCUGGCACAUCAGCGUUAAUCGAUGAUGUACCUAUGGUCAAUUUGGCUUCAUUUGCUAUUUUUAAACUGUUUACUGAAUGGGAGAACGAGGGUUAUGUUGUACCCGAAUUGCGUGUUGCUCAUCCGCCGCAAACAGGUUCUGGCAACGACAGCACCAAUGGAGAUGGAAACCCUCAAUUUAAGCCACCAAAGGCGGCACCAAUUCGCUCUGAAUUGCCAAGCAAUUGGGAAUCAAUUCAUCCUUCUACUUUACUCUGUAUGAUGCGUCCAGGAUUGCAGUAUCGCGAAAUUGGUACAGUAGGCGACCCACCAAAUGUAUUACAGCGCAUGGGCGUUACUGUUGACGAAGUGGACUAUGAAAGCUCUGGUCGUUCUAAGAAAACUGCUCGCCGCAAUGUGGCCGUUUGUGUGCUUAAUGAGUUGUUCGGUACCAAUUUCGUCAAGGAGCCACCAUUUGAAGAAUAAAUAAAUAAAAUUCUUUACUUAUGUUAGUAUUGAACAUAUUUACAAUAGUAGACUUCAAAUCCUAACCAAUUUUCAAACUUCAAUAUAGAAAUUAGAUUUUACUGCAGAAUUACUGAAUUUUACAAAUAAUAAAAAAAGUCAUUUGGAAUAAUGAUGAUCCUUUCUAUUAUAUA